Molecule: messenger RNA, 687 nt
Organism: Otolemur garnettii (small-eared galago)
Lineage: Eukaryota; Metazoa; Chordata; Mammalia; Primates; Galagidae
Gene: C1QTNF12
Product: C1q and TNF related 12
Exons: 7
Biological process (GO): positive regulation of insulin receptor signaling pathway; positive regulation of D-glucose import across plasma membrane; negative regulation of gluconeogenesis
Molecular function (GO): hormone activity
Source: RefSeq, a predicted model, not a curated record
AUGGAAGAGGCCCUGGAUCAGCCUCCUGAAACCUUAGGACCAGAGUUGUCAGAUGCCCACAUGACAUGGCUAAACUUUAUCCAGCAGCCAGACUAUGGGGUCUUGAAGAAAUGGUGCUGUAGGCGAGACGAGAAGUCACAAGGCCUCUUGGGUCCCCCAGGACCCAAAUUCCUGCUUUAGGAAUUUCAGGAGAUGCUGAAAGAGGCUACUGAACACGAGUUUCCAGGGCUGCUUCAAGGACUGGGCCCAUAGCUGGUGUCUGAGGCCUUCCACUGCCAGGUGAGGGGCCUGCAGAUGGUGGACAAGAUGACGCUGCUGGAGCUUUGUGGCUUUCAGGCCCCCACUGCCCAGGGUGCCUUCCUACGGGGGUCUAGCCUGAGCUUGUCCUCAGGCCAAUUCACAGUGCCUAUGUCUGGCAUCUUCCAGUUCUCUGCCAGCCUGCACGUGAGUGAUCUUGGGCCCACAGCAUGUGUGGGGUCCCUGGAGGCUAUGUCAGGCCUGGAGAACAACAGCAAGAUCUUCAUGGCCUAGGUGCAGGGGCUGUUGCAGAUGCAGGUGUUUGUGGACAACAGCUCUGGGAUUGUUUUCACCAUCUACAGCAGCUCCAGCUUCUCUGGGGUGCUCCUGGGCAUGCGAGGAGCUGCCAACUCAGAGGAUCCCCCCUUAAUACCUUGGUCACUGCAAUAA